AUGUUUGCACUUGGCACUGUACUUUGCCCGACAUCUUCACCAUCAGUGACCGGGAACUAUUUAACUUUCUUAAUGAUCCCAGGGAAUAUAGAGACCAAGAACUGGGCCGAUCAUGGAUUCAACUUCUUAUGUGAAGGUGUUAGGUCGUUCAAAGCGAAGGAAGUUGCAUAUAAAGCACGGUGGGUUUUGAUAGUCCUACCGUUCGGGUUGUUUCAAAGCACCGUCCAACGAAUGAAGUGUCCGGAUUUGGCGCCAGUCAUACAGGCCGAGGUGAAGCGAUCAGUUGAAGAACUUGCUUUGGGGCCGAUAAUACAGGCAGAGGUCCAGCGCUCAGUGUUUGAACUCACUGACAAGGUAAUGAGUCAAGUAAGCUCCUUCAUGAAAGACGCAAGACAACAUCUUCAUCCAGGACAUGAAGAUGUAAAUCAAACUAAGGAGGACGGGCCAUUGAAAAUACGAGAUGAAGGUGGUGAGAAUGUUGUGAAGAAGAAAGGUGAAGAAUCUAGCAAAUUAAAGGAGAAAGGUGCAGUUGAUGUAAACGAUCCUUGGACGCCAUUACUGGAUGGACAGACUUUUAGUGAACCCGAGUUGAAAAUUGGCGUGGAAAAGAGGAAGUUCACAAAAUUGGCCCGUGGUGAUCAAAGUGGAAUUCAAACACGUCGAAUGGUCGAAAGGUGUCCAGGGCUUCAUUGUAUGUCGACCACAGAACCUCAAGUACAGAAAAUUCCACCGAGGACAAUGCUUUCCGAUUAUAAACUCACUGAUGAGUCAGAAGUCGAGGAAGCACUUAAUGGGUACCCAGCUUCGGAAUGGCUUGCAAAUUCAUCCGAUUAUGCCCAGCACAGAGAUGAGUACAUACGGUACCGCUACUGUGAGGACUUACAUGAAGCGAUACAUUCUACACUGAACGCGUGUUAUCCAUGGUCAGUGCGAAUAGCAUGUUGGGCCGCCGAAAAUGGAAAUAAACUUGUGCGGAUACCUCAUGGGCAAGAUAGCCCUGAGCUACCAUUACUUGAUGGUGUCACGCAUGUAACUGCUGAAGCUGCAACCGAUCUUUUGGAGCUGAAUGCUGGGUUGAAUGUCAUACUAUUUUCAACUGCAUUGGAAGCAAGCAUAGAGAUUAUGCGCCUACGGCAAGAGAAUGAGAUAUUGAAGAACACAUCGGGAACAACCAUUGCAAGUUCGGAUAUUGGUCAACACGUCUUAGAUGAUGAUGCAGAACAUGAGUUUCACACAAAAUUUAAAUAUGACAUAGGUAGAAAAGGAAAAACCAAAAUUGUGAUACAAGAAGAGCAUGAAGAAGAUGAGGAAGAGGAAGAAGAAGAGGAAGAAGAAGAAGAAGAGGAAGAGGAAGAUGAAGAGGAGAAUGAAGACGAAGCUUGGAUCGAAGACGGGGAUGAGGAUGAGGAUGAGGAUGCCGAUGAGGACGGGGCCGCAGCUAAGGGUAAUCUGGAUGCAGAACAACAUUCCACAGACCAAAAACGCAAAAGUGAGAAAAGUCUUCGUUCACGUACCCCAAAGAGAAAGAAAACCAAGUAA
Prunus armeniaca (apricot) is the source of this 1539-nucleotide messenger RNA. The record is from the annotation of a GenBank genome assembly. Lineage: Eukaryota; Viridiplantae; Streptophyta; Magnoliopsida; Rosales; Rosaceae.